Messenger RNA from Diatraea saccharalis (sugarcane borer), 1680 nucleotides. The record is from the annotation of a GenBank genome assembly. NCBI's taxonomy places the organism in Eukaryota, Metazoa, Arthropoda, Insecta, Lepidoptera, Crambidae.
GUGUGUGUGGUUUUAUUGUUCCACUGUGUUUGUGUUCUACGGAGUCGAGACUUUGAUUUAUCAGUUAGAUAAAAUUAUCGCUUCUAUAAUUAACACAUAGAUGUACUAAAUCAAUCGGAAUGGCGACGAUAGCGGAUUUAAGAAGUUCGUUCGAGGCUAAAUUGAAGGAAGGCAUACCAAAUCCGCCGGGAGAAUUUCAUCCAUUGGAUUUGGACCGUGUGAAAGACGAUAAGUACCUCCAAAGGGUACUAAAUCACGAAGAGAAUGACAUUAAACGUUCUACUGAUAUGUUGUGGGAGAUACUUUUGUGGCGGAAGACUGUGGGAGCGAAUGAUAUCAAUGAAACUAACAUACGAUUGGAUUAUAUGAAAGAAGGUAUAUUUUUUCCACACGGCAGAGAUAUUGAUGGUAGUUUAGUGCUUAUUAUAAAGUCUAAAUUACAUGUCAAAGGUCAAAAAGAUUUUGAAGAGAUAAAAAAGAUACUAAUUUAUUGGCUAGACCGCAUAGAGAGGGAAGAAAAUGGUAAAAAGAUCACACUUUUCUUUGAUAUGGAAGGCUGCGGACUGGGCAAUAUGGAUAUGGAAUUGAUAAAGUAUGUAAUUAAUCUUUUCAAGUUGUAUUAUCCUUACUUUUUGAAUUAUAUUGUUAUUUAUCAGAUGCCAUGGGUGUUAAAUGCUGCAUUUAAAGUUGUUAAAACAUUGUUGCCGGCGAAAGCGGUUGAGCGAAUGAAAUUUGCGAAUAAAGAUACUUUGAAAGAUGUUAUCGCUCCAGAUCAGGCUUUAAUUUGUUGGGGAGGUAAAGAUCCAUAUGUAUUUGAGUUUGUGCCAGAACCUAGAGGCAGUUCGGAACAUACCCCGAAGAAAGUAACAUUUGCUGAACAAGGAGACAACCAACAUUCGCCUGGUGAGAUGCUCCGGUUAGUGCCGAAUGACACAAUCGUUUUCAAGAAUGAGAAUGAUGAAUUAUCUGGUCAGUUCACUAUAACAAACAUGGAUGAGAGUGCCAUUUCUUUCAAAAUUCGAACUACUUCACCUGAGAAGUUCCGUGUGAGGCCGAGCUCUGGUACUCUGCCUAGUGGUGCGUCACAGGUAGUUCUGAUCGUCGUGCAACAUGGCUUCCACUUACGUACAGUGACCAAAGACAGAUUCCUCGUGAUGUCUGUUCAAAUUCCCAAAGCUGAUUUAUCGGGCAAGGAAUUAGCCGAAGUAUGGCAAAAUUCAACAGGAAGCAAAGUCGACGAGUAUAGACUCAAAUGUCAGUUUCCAGAGAAAGAAUUGUCGAGAAACGGUAACAUUACAGAAGGUAGGAUGACAGAAAAGCCAGAUUCGGUUACGAACGCCUUGAACAAUUUACAACAGAACUAUGCUGUUCUCCAUAAUGAUAUGCGGAAGUUGAAAAUAUUGCAUUUCUUAACGCUUUUUAUGACUGCAGCCGCUGUCAUUCUUGGUUACCUCGUGUACAAAAACGCAAGCGAAGAAGGCAGAUACUGUGAGCGAAUUUAGCCCUUAAACAUAGUGGUAUUAGAUACCACUAUUCCUAUAGACAAUAUUUUGAAUUUACUACUUUUUAUUAUUUUGUUAUUCAACACUGGAUUAUUUGUCAUAUAUUGCCAGUUAGUCCAAAAAGUGGAAUUAUUACAUUGUAAUUAGUGACCAUUUUUGAUUGAAGUAUUCCAGACAU